Molecule: messenger RNA, 1776 nt
Organism: Helicoverpa zea (corn earworm)
Lineage: Eukaryota; Metazoa; Arthropoda; Insecta; Lepidoptera; Noctuidae
Exons: 13
Coding region: 1-1503 (500 amino acids)
Source: RefSeq, a predicted model, not a curated record
AUGGUGCUAAGUGUCAGAGUCCUGGUCGUGUGCAGUUAUCUUAUUAUCUCCGCGGUACAUUCAUCACCCCAACACCUGGAAUCAGCCGAGUACUCAGAGUCCACGGAAGUAUCAGUGGUGUCAGUGUCAUCAUCAGCCUCCUCAGAGCUCCAUGAGGGGUCGGGGGAAGAUCCACCUGAUCCUGUACUUCCUAAUAAUAUUAAGAAUGAAACUAGAGAGGCACUCAAAAGUGAUGGCAGUGAACAAGAUCCGGUGGUGUUCCUAUCAGACAAGAACAGCUACAUCCCGGUAAGCAUCAAGCCGCGCUCGCCUGCAGUGGACACGACGUGGAGGGAGCCACCGGCCUGGGAGCGCGAGUACAGGAGACAUCGCACCAAUGGCAGUAGGGUGCAGUAUAUUGAGGCUGAGUGUCAAGAUGACUUCAUGAAGAUAAGGGUCGGCUUCAACGGAUCUUUUGCUGGACUGGUGUAUUCCGCAGGCUACUCAUACGACCCGGACUGCAUGUACAUCAACGGCACGGGACGAGACUACUACGAGUUCUACAUUCAGCUCAACAGAUGCGGUACUCUUGGAAGGAACGGACAGCAUGAUGAUAGCAGGAAACAUCCCACUAAGAACCUGAUGUGGAACACGAUCACGGUGCAGUACAACUCACUGAUUGAGGAGGAGCUGGACGAGCACUUCAAGGUCACCUGCGAGUAUGGAUACGACUUCUGGAAGACUGUCACCUUCCCUUUUUUAGACGUAGAAGUGGCCACAGGAAACCCGGUGGUGUUCACGCUACAACCCCCCGAGUGCUACAUGGAGAUUCGCUCGGGGUACGGCGCCAAUGGAGCGCGGGUAUCAGGCCCGGUGCGCGUCGGGGACCCACUUACGUUGCUCAUUUAUAUGAGAAGCGCUUAUGAUGGUUUCGACAUCGUUGUGAACGACUGCUUCGCUCACAAUGGCGCUACAAAAAGGAUACAGCUUAUUGAUGAAUAUGGGUGUCCAGUAGACGACAAGCUUAUAUCUCGGUUCCGCGGCUCUUGGUCGGAGUCAGGCGUGUUCGAGACGCAAGUGUACGCGUAUAUGAAAACGUUCCGAUUCACGGGAUCGCCUGCGCUUUAUAUCGAGUGUGACGUCAGAAUGUGCCAUGGACGGUGUCCGUCGCAACCCUGCCACUGGCGUAACAUGAAAAGCGUGAAGCGUCGUUCAAUAGACUCGAAGCCGGGCCUGGACCCCGCCUCCAGCGUGGCGCCGCGGCUCUCCGAGAACAUCUCGCUGUUCCAGUCGCUGAGGGUGCUGCAGGAAGGCGAGGAGGAUUCUGAGUUAGCUGCCAGUACUGGCGCACCAGAAGGCCAAACCUGUAUGAAGACAUCAGCACUAUCAGCCAUCAUGGUCUCCUGCGGGGUGCUGAUAGCCGCACUUUGUGGAGGAGUGUUAGCGGCCGCGAGAGGCUUCCGACGAAGGGAGGCGAGAACACCCCACCACGCUUACGUACCCCAUAAAGGACGAAUCAAAUAAAGGAUCAAGUAAACACCUUUAUAUUGUAAGUUGUGAAAUGACUGUGUUUUCAUAAGAUAUAGGUACCAAUGAUGGUCAUCGCUAGAAGUAGUUGUUACUCCUGGCUUAGGAUUAGUUGGAUACGCUGAUAGUGUAGUCUGUAAGUUUAGUUUUUUUUUAUAAGCUCGUGAUUUUUACAUGAGCCGAUUCCGUCCAGAAAAGUUUUAUUAUCGAAGUUCAGAGACAAUAAUCGAAAAGUUUGAAGUAUAUUGUUUUUCAAAUGAGUAGUUAAAU